Messenger RNA from Harpegnathos saltator (Jerdon's jumping ant), 904 nucleotides. Its product is annotated as proteasome subunit alpha type-6. The transcript has 5 exons. The record is from RefSeq and is a predicted model, not a curated record. Gene Ontology annotation, biological process: ubiquitin-dependent protein catabolic process. Bases 118 to 858 code for a protein of 246 amino acids. NCBI's taxonomy places the organism in Eukaryota, Metazoa, Arthropoda, Insecta, Hymenoptera, Formicidae. Gene Ontology annotation, cellular component: proteasome core complex, alpha-subunit complex; proteasome core complex.
GAACGAACUAUAUUUUACAACUAUACUCGGUUUCUGCUCGCUUUACGUGAUUUGACGUUUUCACGUCGAUUCGAGUGAUUGUCGAUUGAGUUUAGUCAAGUUUAGUUAUCGGCAAAUAUGGCGCGUGGUAGCAGUGCUGGUUUUGAUAGACAUAUCACAAUCUUUUCGCCGGAGGGCCGGCUUUACCAAGUGGAAUAUGCUUUUAAAGCAAUCAACCAGGGUGGCCUCACGUCCGUGGCUGUUAAGGGAGUCGACACCGCUGUAUUCGCGACACAGAAGAAAGUACCUGACAAGUUGCUUGAUGCAUCCAGUGUCACUCAUGUAUUCCACUUGACCGAAUAUAUCGGUUGCGUUAUGACGGGUAUGAUAGCUGACAGUAGGUCUCAGGUUCAACGUGCUCGUUAUGAAGCUGCUCACUUCAAGUACAAGUAUGGCUAUGAAAUACCUGUGGAUGCUUUGUGUCAGCGUGUUGCUGAUAUCAGUCAGGUGUACACACAGAAUGCUGAGAUGCGACCACUUGGUUGUUCCAUGAUGCUCAUUGCAUAUGACAAAGAAAAGGGUCCUUGUAUCUACAAGGCUGAUCCAGCUGGAUACUUUUGUGGCUACAGAGCUAUCUCUGUAGGUGCAAAACAGACAGAGGCGAACUCAUAUCUUGAGAAGAAACUAAAGAAGAAGCAGAAUUAUGAUUAUGAUGAGACCAUACAAUUGGCAAUCACAUGUCUAUCUACUGUUUUAUCUGUAGAUUUUAAGCCAACGGAGAUUGAAGUUGGAGUUGUAUCCAAGGAUAAUCCAAAAUUUCGUGUCCUGACCGAGCAAGAAAUUGAUAAACAUCUAACAGCAAUUGCUGAAAAGGAUUAAUGAUAUUGUAUACAAUUCAUAAUAAAUCAUAUAAUAUCUUGUGUAA